AUGUCCGAUUGGGGCAUGGUAUUUGUGGCAGUGGUACUGUUUGUUCUAUUAUCGCCAGGACUUCUGUUUCAAGUCCCAGGACACCAAAGAUGUGUGGAGUUCGGCAACUUCCAAACCAGUGGUGCGGCCAUCAUGCUUCAUGCCUUGCUCUACUUUGCUCUCUUAAGUGUUUUCUUACUAGCUAUUAAGGCCGCAGGGCAGGGCAUCACCUUCUUGUUUCUUGCCCCACUACCAGUCCAGUCCUGGGAGAAAGGCGACAAUUAUUCUCUUUCUUUAUGCUCCUUAUCCAUUGAAGUAGAAUACCCUGCUAUCUUUCGGUUCUCAAAUCAUUCUGGCGCAACAAAAUGGAAAUUAAGAUGCUCACCAAAUGUGCUUGCAAAACCUCAAUUAAAGAGCUAUGUCAAGAGUUCGGGAAACUCAGAAGUAAUGAUUGCUGGUGAUUCAGAAUGUGAGGCAGAGCAUGUAGAUGAUGCAUGCACCUCAAACUCAAGAGGUUCUUGUAAUAAUAUGCAUCAGCAGAAUGAUUCCCAGUCCAUACAAAGUCCGCAUCAGAAGAAGAAUCUGACAGUUAUUCCAAAAACUUUUGUUGGCACCAAGAUAUUUGAUGGAAAAACGGNAGUUAUUCCAAAAACUUUUGUUGGCACCGAGAUAUUUGAUGGAAAAACAGUUAAUGUAGUUGAUGGAUUGAAACUGUACGAAGAACUAUUUGAUGAAUCAGUAGUUUCAAAAAUUGUUAUAUUGGUAAAUGAUUUGAGAGCUACGGGGAGAAGAGGACAGUUACAAGGCAAGUUCUCCAAUGCAUUCUCUCUAUUUGGACAUGGCUCAUGUCUUUGUUCAUUUUCCUUUUGA
Messenger RNA from Ilex paraguariensis (yerba mate), 849 nucleotides. NCBI's taxonomy places the organism in Eukaryota, Viridiplantae, Streptophyta, Magnoliopsida, Aquifoliales, Aquifoliaceae. The record is from the annotation of a GenBank genome assembly.